Molecule: messenger RNA, 375 nt
Organism: Protopolystoma xenopodis
Lineage: Eukaryota; Metazoa; Platyhelminthes; Monogenea; Polystomatidea; Polystomatidae
Source: the annotation of a GenBank genome assembly
AUGGCAAGUGGCCGAUUUGUGCCGCGCUGCGUGCUUACCGAUCUGGAACCGGGCACUUUGGAUGCUAUCCGGAAUGGCCGCUAUGGCGGCCUAUACCGACCUGACAAUUUCGUGUUUGGCACUUCUGGGGCUGGCAACAAUUGGGCAAAGGGCCACUACACUGACGGCGCAGAGAUGAUCGAACUAAUCAUGGAGUUGGUACGCAAGGAGGCUGAGGUCUGUGAAUGCAUUCAAGGUUUUCAGAUUGUGCACUCUCUUGGCGGAGGCACCGGCUCAGGACUUGGCACACUUUUGUUGAGCAAAAUCAAAGAGGAGUAUCCUGAUCGUAUCAGCUGCACCUUCUCUGUAGUUCCCUCGCCAAAGGCAAGCCAUUGA